Blastomyces gilchristii SLH14081 is the source of this 333-nucleotide messenger RNA. RefSeq lists its product as uncharacterized. Bases 1 to 333 code for a protein of 110 amino acids. The record is from RefSeq and is a predicted model, not a curated record. NCBI's taxonomy places the organism in Eukaryota, Fungi, Ascomycota, Eurotiomycetes, Onygenales, Ajellomycetaceae. The transcript has 3 exons.
AUGACAGUCAAUUAUUAUAUGAAAGACCAGAAUCAGGCAAUAAAUGCUGAUAAGAAUAAGAAGUCUGACAAUGCUGAUAAUACUGAUAAUUCUCUUCUCUCUGUCCUCUCUGUUCUCUCUGCUCUCCCCGCCGCCUCUGCUGCCUGUCUUGUCAUCACCUCUGCUGCUGAUGCUGCCCUCUCUGCCCCCCCUGCCGCCUGUCUUGUCACUGCCCCUGCUGCUGCCCCUGCUGCUGCUGCUAUCACUUCUGCUAGUUCUCUCUACCUCUUCUCUGAGGUUCUGAUGACCAGCCCUGGUUUGAAUGUUUUCUGUGAUGAAAAAAAUAUAGACUGA